AUGCCUACAACUUCAGAAACUUCAACUGCACCUCCUACGAUCACAACUACAACUGAACCCACAACAUCUCUUGACCUCACAACAACUCAAGCUCCCACAACCACAGAUGUCAGUACUGAAACAACACCUGUUACUUCAACAGUGCUGCCUACAACUUCAGAAAGUACAACAGUAGAAACUACAGCUACAGCAUCAACAACCACAACUUCAUUUCCCACUACUACAACAUCAGCUCCAACUUCAUCUGAAUCUCCAACUGCAACAACAGUUAUAACUUCAGAAACAACAACACUUACUUCGACGACAACACUUGCUUCGACAACAAUGCCUACAACUUCAGAAACAACAAUUGUAAUUGAAACAACAAAUGCAGCAUCCACAACCCCAAUUGAUCCUUCAACUACUACAUUAGCUCCAACGUCCUCUGAAGCUCAAAGUACAACAGCGCAGACCACAGUGCCUCUUGUAACCACAACUACUGAAGCUGUCACAACCACAAAUGUUAGUCCAGAAACCUCAACUGUUCUUUCAACAACAAUUUCUACAACUUCAGAAACUUCAACUGCACCUCCUACAACCACAACUACAGCUGAACCCACAACAACUCAAGCUCCCCCAACCACAGUUGUCAGUACAGAAACAACACCUGUUACUUCAACAGUGCUGCCUACAACUUCAGAAAGUACAACAGCAGAAACUACAGCUACAGCUUCAACAACCACAACUUCAUCUCCCACUACUGCAACAUCAGCUCCAACUUCAUCUGAAUCUCCAACUGCAACAACAGUUAUAACUUCAGAAACAACAACACUUGCUUCGACAACAAGACUUGCUUCGACAACAAUGCCUACAAUUUCAGAAACUACAACUGCAAUUGAAACAACAAAUGCAGCAUCCACAACCCCAAUUGAACCUUCCACUACUACAUUAACUCCAGUGUCCUCUGAAGCUCAAAGUACAACAGCGCAGACCACAGUGCCUCUUGUAACUACAACUACUGAAGCUGUCACAACCACAAAUGUUAGUCCAGAAACCUCAACUUACAGAAACAACACCUCUUACUUCAACAGUGCUGCCUACAACUUCAGAAAGUACAACAGCAGAAACUACAGCUACAGCUUCAACAACCACAACUUCAUCUCCCAUUACUACAACAUCAGCUCCAACUUCAUCUGA
This is a messenger RNA of Ctenopharyngodon idella (grass carp), 1176 nucleotides long. Its product is annotated as integumentary mucin A.1-like. Bases 1 to 1176 code for a protein of 391 amino acids. The record is from RefSeq and is a predicted model, not a curated record. NCBI's taxonomy places the organism in Eukaryota, Metazoa, Chordata, Actinopteri, Cypriniformes, Xenocyprididae. The transcript is spliced from 3 exons.